AUGGGCGGGGCACCCGCUUCCAGCCCAACAACUGCCGUUCGGCCAGGUACAGGAGGGGGCUUCAACAAACGCAAGAGAAGUGGUGCAGGUUUCGAUAGUAGUCCUGGAACGGGAAACGAACAAGAAGAUGAAGAUGCUGAGAGAAGACGACAACCAGGCGUGAAGAGAGCUUGCAAUGAAUGUCGUCAACAGAAACUUCGAUGUGAUGUCAUUCAAGAUCCUUUUACCACCUGUUCACGAUGUAAUCGACUAAAGCUCGAUUGUAAGAUCGAGUCAAAUUUCAAAAGAGUGGGAAAACGAAGCAAACAUGCAGAGAUGGAGAAACAAAUCGAAAGACUUCAACGAACGGUAGCUCGUGCUCAACAAGCAGGUUUCAUUCUUGAAGAAGAAGAAGACCUUCAAUCCCCAAUCGCGAAUAGCAGCGUCUAUCAACAUUCUAGAAACCAAUCAUAUAUAGGAUCGGAAGAAGCUGUGUCAUCCUUACUUCAUCUCAAGCAAGGAGGUUCUUACAAUUUACCACAAUAUGCGAGACAAAUUGAAACCGUGGGCUUAACGGAAGAUGCCAUUAAUCAUCUGUUUAACGAAUUUUUCGUCUGGUAUCACCCAUAUCUUCCAUUUCUUAGUGCAGAACAGACCUCCGACCAAUAUUAUCAGCAAGAUCCUCUCCUUUUCUGGGUCAUCAUUACUGUCGCGGCACGUCGAUAUUCUGCGGACCCCAAUCUGUUGACCAAUCUUCAUGGCCCUGUUACUAGAUUGUUGUGGUCUAAAGUGGGUGAGGUUCCUAACAAUUACCACAUUGUUAAAGCAUUAAUUUUGUUAUGUACUUGGCCAUUACCUAUAAGUACAACCUCAUCAGAUAUUACGCAUAUCUUGUGUGGUGUAAUGAUGAAAGCUGCGACUGGUAUUGGAUUACACCGACCAAAUAAUACUCAAGAUUUUUCGCGGGUAUCUGUUGACCUCAAUAGAGAGCAGUUGCAUGAUAGAGUAGUAACGUGGGCGGUCUGCAAUAUUGUAGCACAGAGUACAGCUACUGGAUAUGGACAACCAGCGUCGACAUUAUAUGAUUGGACACUUGCAGUACGACCUGGAGAGGAUGGGCCCUUUACAAUCUCUCCAGAGCUUUCAUCCCGCCUUACGAUCGAGAGAUUUUGCGAUAAAGUCUCGAAAGAAAUGUAUAGCAAUGCCAACGAUCCUAGAGGUGUUGCUGGUGAUGAAAUCAGGGCUUUGUUGACUCGGGUUUACCGCCGGGAGUAUGAAGAAAUUCGAGUAGCAAUACUCUCCAGACAAAAUUUAUCGCCAAUCGUUGAUCUCCAUCUUCGAGCUGCUGGAUUGCACCUUCGUCUCUCGGCCUUCUUUGAUUCAAGUACCACACAGGGAUACUUGGAUGAUUUGAUGGGUUUAUGGAGAGCUACUUAUCAAUUUUUAGAUCUCGUCUUCGAGCUUGAGACUCCUUCAUCUGACAACACUCAUGGCGGUAUUCUUCGGUUCGCCACAGGCUAUAUUCUUCAAAUGAUUAUUGCUGCUUGCUUUUCAUUACUCAAGCUACUCAGUUCUUUCUUUGCCAAGAUUAUGGAUUUUGACCGUGGCCGUCAAUUAUUUCAUCGCACCAUCUCAGCAAUUAGAACCAUGAGCAUUAUGAACAAUGACUUGCCUUGGAGACUCGCUGAACUCAUGGUCCAGAUGUACAAUGGAGCUCGAGUCGAGCAACGGCAAAUUGCACAAAUGAACAAUGGCAACGAAUUGGAUUCAGGCUCUGUUGUCAUAGAUGAUAGUUUGCAAUUAAAAGUUAGAUGCAGGAUGAGCAUGAGCUUGGUAUUUGAUUCUAUUUGGAGAUGGAGAGAGGAGUUUCAGACUCAAGGUCGGAGUAUUGAAGCAGCGAUCCGAAAUCCGACCAAUCCCGAUAGUGCUAAUGAAUCGUCUGCCUCAUCAACUCACUUGGAUAGUACUCUUAUUCCUUCAACUCAUCAGAUUCAGAACCAACUCCUUGCUACGGCUGGCCCCGUUACCCCAAACGAUGUCAUGACCGGCGCCAAUAGUAUGCUCGCCGGCAACAUAAAUUAUAGCGAGACGAACUAUGAGGUUUUCGAUCCUUUAAAUUGGAUGUUGGAUGGAUUGGUCGAUUUUCCCUACAGUUAUAACGCUGUUCAAGGACUUGAAGCCAAUGGUUUGGGUUGA
Molecule: messenger RNA, 2175 nt
Organism: Sclerotinia sclerotiorum 1980 UF-70
Lineage: Eukaryota; Fungi; Ascomycota; Leotiomycetes; Helotiales; Sclerotiniaceae
Exons: 3
Coding region: 1-2175 (724 amino acids)
Biological process (GO): regulation of DNA-templated transcription; DNA-templated transcription
Cellular component (GO): nucleus
Molecular function (GO): zinc ion binding; transcription cis-regulatory region binding; DNA-binding transcription factor activity, RNA polymerase II-specific
Source: RefSeq, a predicted model, not a curated record